Messenger RNA from Microthlaspi erraticum, 2103 nucleotides. Lineage: Eukaryota; Viridiplantae; Streptophyta; Magnoliopsida; Brassicales; Brassicaceae. The record is from the annotation of a GenBank genome assembly.
AUGGCAACGAAAUCGAUUCUCAAACUCGCUGGUGAUCACUCUUUCACGAAUUCUUCACCGUUCUCAAAGCUUCUCGAUUCAUGCAUCAAAUCCAAGUUAUCACCAAAUGACGUCCGUUGUGUCCAUGCUUCGAUCAUCAAAUCCCCUUUCGUCAACGAAGUCUAUAUACAGAAUCGUCUCAUCGACGCCUACGCGAAAUGUGGUUCACUCGACGACGGUCGCAAAGUGUUCGACAAAAUGCCUGAACGAAAUGUAUUCACUUGGAACUCUUUCGUGACGGCUCUGGCUAAGUUAGGGUUUCUCGACGAAGCUGAUUCUCUGUUCAAGUCGAUGCCUGAGCGAGAUCAGUGUACUUGGAACUCGAUGGUUUCGGGAUUCGCACAACACGAUAGGUGUGAAGAGGCGUUGCAUUAUCUUGCCGUGAUGCAUAAGGAAGGGUUUGUGUUGAAUGAAUAUGCGUUCGCUAGUGGUCUCAGUGCUUGUUCUGGUUUGAAUGAUAUGAACAGAGGUGUGCAGAUACAUUCUCUGAUCGCGAAAUCGCCUUGUUUGUCAGAUGCUGUUUACAUAGGCUCUGCUCUUGUUGACAUGUAUUCGAAAUGCGGAAACGUCGACGAUGCUCAGCAUGUUUUUGAUGAGAUGGGUGAGAGAAAUGUUGUGACUUGGAAUAGUUUGAUUACGUGUUACGAGCAGAACGGUCCUGCGUUGGAAGCUCUCAAGGUUUUCCAUAUGAUGUUGAGAGCUGGUGUUGACCCUGAUGAGGUUACGUUUGCAAGUGUGAUAAGCGCGUGUGCGAGCUUGUCUGCGGUUAAGGUUGGUCAGGAAAUUCACGGACUUGUUGCGAAAAGUGGGAAGUUGAGGAAUGAUAUUAUUCUGAGCAAUGCUUUUGUGGAUAUGUAUGCAAAGUGUGGCAGAAUAAAAGAAGCUAGGUUCAUAUUUGAUGGCUUGCCUAUCAGAAAUGUGAUCGCGGAGACCUCCAUGAUCAGUGGUUACGCGAUGGCUGCGAGUACUAAAGCUGCUAGGCUCAUGUUCACCAAAAUGAAGGAGAGGAAUGUUGUUUCGUGGAAUGCGCUUAUCUCUGGCUAUACGCAGAACGGGGAAAACGAGGAAGCACUUGGUCUCUUUGUUCUCUUAAAGAGGGAAUCAGUAUCUCCAACGCACUAUACCUUUGCAAAUAUCCUCAAGGCGUGUGCAGAUCUUGCGGAGUUGCAGCUUGGGAUGCAAGCUCAUGUCCAUGUGUUGAAGCAUGGGUUUAAGUUUCAGUCUGGUGAAGAAGCUGACAUAUUUGUUGGCAAUUCCUUGAUUGAUAUGUAUGUGAAAUGUGGUUGUGUGGAAGAUGGUUAUCUUGUGUUUAGGAAGAUGAUGGAAAGAGACUGCGUCUCCUGGAACGCGAUGAUUAUUGGAUUCGCACAAAAUGGUUAUGGAAACGAGGCUCUUGAGUUGUUUAGAGAAAUGCUUGACUCUGGAGAGAAACCAGAUCACGUUACCAUGAUUGGUGUUCUUUCUGCGUGUGGACAUGCUGGAUUAGUUGACGAAGGGAGGCAUUACUUUUCUUCCAUGACCAGAGAUUUCGGUGUGGCUCCGGUUAUGGAUCACUAUACCUGCAUGGUCGAUUUGCUCGGCCGAGCUGGAUUUCUCGACGAAGCAAAGAGUAUGAUUGAGGAGAUGCCUAUGGAGCCGGAUUCUAUCAUAUGGGGCUCUUUGCUUGCUGCUUGCAAAGUUCAUAGGAACAUUACAAUAGCUGAAUACGUUGCAGAGAAGCUUCUAGAAGUAGAGGCGUCGAAUUCAGGACCGUAUGUUCUUCUUUCCAACAUGUACGCUGAGCUCGGACAGUGGGGAGAUGUGAUGAAUGUACGGAAGGCGAUGAGGAAAGAAGGAGUCACAAAGCAGCCAGGAUGUAGCUGGAUAGACAUACAAGGACAUGCUCAUGUUUUCAUGGUUAAAGAUAAAAGACAUCCUCGAAGAAAGCAGAUCCACUCGCUUCUUGAUAUUCUAACAGCAGAGAUGAGACAGGAGCAAGAAGAUCAUGACGAAACAGGAUCAUUCUCGUCUGAGGAACUUGAUUAUUCAUCUAGACAUUGCCAUGUAAGUCCCUUUACUGGAUAG